GUAGAAUGUUCGUAGAUAUGAUCAUGAUCAUCUUCUCAAUGUGUAGUAUGCUUAAAUUCAUAUAAAUAUUGAGAGUUUAAAGUUCACAAGCUAAGCAUACACUAGCUAUCAAGCCGCCUCACCUACUCUCCAAUAUCCAUUGGAAUAAUCAUACUUACGUGUUUAUAAAUAAGUAUUACAUCAACCCAUAUCUUCUUCAUCCACAAAUAACCAUUGGCUAUAAUUAUGACAAAAACUACCAAAACCAUGAAUCCUAAGUUUUACUUGGUUCUUGCCUUAACCGCGGUUCUGGCCUCAAACGCAUAUGGUGCGGUUGUAGACAUCGAUGGAAACGCCAUGUUCCACGAAAGUUACUACGUUCUCCCUGUCAUCCGUGGCCGAGGCGGAGGCCUGACUCUAGCAGGCCGCGGUGGGCAGCCAUGUCCUUACGAUAUCGUGCAGGAAUCUUCAGAAGUUGAUGAGGGCAUUCCCGUAAAAUUCUCAAACUGGAGGCUUAAGGUUGCGUUCGUUCCCGAAUCACAGAACCUCAACAUCGAAACAGACGUCGGAGCCACGAUCUGCAUCCAGUCAACCUACUGGCGGGUCGGUGAGUUUGACCACGAGAGGAAGCAGUACUUCGUGGUUGCUGGUCCAAAGCCAGAAGGGUUCGGACAAGAUUCGUUGAAGAGUUUCUUCAAGAUCGAGAAAUCUGGAGAGGAUGCUUACAAGUUUGUGUUCUGUCCUCGGACUUGCGACUCUGGCAAUCCAAAAUGCAGCGAUGUCGGGAUAUUCAUAGAUGAACUUGGCGUUCGUCGUUUGGCUUUAAGCGAUAAGCCGUUCUUGGUUAUGUUCAAAAAAGCUAAUGUGACCGAAGUUUCGUCCAAGACUAUGUGAGAGGACAACUCUCGAUCUUUUACUUUGACUACUCAUAAUAAAACCUCUAUGUUUUUUUUUUGAUAAAACACCCGCUCUCUGUUUUCUUGAAAACUACAAAUUGAAUAAAAGCUAGUGAAGCACAUGCCUAUUUAUUAAAUCUUCAUCUUCUCUCAAUCUUAAUGCCCGAUAUAAAUCAAAGGGAUAGAGUGGACGUCCAUUUAAAUAAAACCAGCUAACAAUACAAGCCCCUAAUUAUUGUUGUGUAUUUAAUAAGAAAAAGGAAGCUUUUAAACAGUACCCGUUCUCUAGAGAAUUCUGAUGAUGGUAGUG
Molecule: messenger RNA, 1185 nt
Organism: Arabidopsis thaliana (thale cress)
Lineage: Eukaryota; Viridiplantae; Streptophyta; Magnoliopsida; Brassicales; Brassicaceae
Gene: KTI1
Product: kunitz trypsin inhibitor 1
Exons: 1
Coding region: 226-873 (215 amino acids)
Biological process (GO): response to insect
Cellular component (GO): endoplasmic reticulum
Molecular function (GO): peptidase inhibitor activity; endopeptidase inhibitor activity
Source: RefSeq, marked reviewed